Molecule: messenger RNA, 4515 nt
Organism: Microtus ochrogaster (prairie vole)
Lineage: Eukaryota; Metazoa; Chordata; Mammalia; Rodentia; Cricetidae
Product: KIAA1958 ortholog
Source: RefSeq, a predicted model, not a curated record
ACGGGGUGCCCUUCCCGCCGCACCGGCUCCGGCACCCGGGCCUCCGGUCGUGGUGUCGUCGUCCUCCGCUCCGCCGUCCCGCUCCGUCCCGCCCGGGCCGCCCGGCUCCCGCAGGCCCCAACGCCCGCGUUCCUAUGGACAGACGCACAGACACCUGCCGGAAAGACACUGCUGAUCCUGUAACAUGGAGGAUUGUCUUCAUACCUCAUCUGAGAAUCUGUCCAAGUUGGUCAGCUGGGCCCACAGCCAUGGGACCAUUUGCAGCCUCAUUCCAAACCUGAAACAUUUGCUUUCUGAAGGUUCCCAUGGGAACCUGACUGCAAUGUGGGGCUGUAGUGCUGGCCAUGCUUACCACUGGCCACUAACAGCUACUUGCAGAGCUGGGUCCCAAGAGAGGGUUUGUUUCCAGGACAACCGAAGUUUUAAUUCUGAUAGUCCCAGUAUAAUUGGGGUGCCUUCUGAGACACAGACUAGCCCUGUGGAAAGAUACCCUGGGAGACCCGUGAAGGCAAAGCUGGAAUAUAGCCGAACCAGAGACUCUUGUGACUUCUCUUACUGCAGUGAGCCCUCUGAACUGGACGAAGCUGUUGAGGAGUAUGAAGAUGAAAACACACUGUUUGACAUGGUUUGCGAGUCUUCUGUUACAGAUGAAGACAGUGACUUUGAACCCCAAACCCAGAGGCCUCAAAGUAUUGCUCGUAAAAGGCCAGGAAUAGUCCCAUCUUCCAUCCAUUCAAGUUCCCAGGGACAGAUGGUUGAUGAGUGCAGUAGUGAUGUCAUCAUCAAGAAAAUCAAGCAAGAGAUUCCUGAAGAUUAUUACAUUGUAGCAAAUGCAGAGCUGACUGGAGGGGUAGAUGGACCAGCCCUUUCCUUGACACAGAUGGCAAAACCCAAGCCUCAAACUCAUGCUGGUCCCUCCUGUGUAGGGUCUGCUAAACUGAUUCCCCAUGUAACAUCUGCCAUCAGUACAGAGCUAGACCCACAGAUAAUGUCAGCAUCCCCCUCUGUGAUCUCCAGACCAAUCAUCCCAAAGACUGCUAGGGUAUCGCUGGCUUCACCAAACAGAGGACCCACUGGUGCCCAUGGCACUGCCCACCAGGUGACCAUGCAGAUGCCUGUGAGCACAUCACAUCCUAACAAACAGAUCAGUAUUCCUUUGUCUGCCCUUCAACUGCCUGGACAGGAUGAACAGGUGGCUUCAGAGGAGUUCCUGCCCCAUUUGCCUAGCCAGGUCUCAUCUUGUGAGGUAGCCCUCUCUCCCUCAGUGAACACAGAGCCUGAAGUGAGUUCCAGUCAACAGCAGCCUCCUGUCGCUCCAACCAUAACCACUGAAGCCACUGCACAGUGCAUUCCAGACCAGGAUGAAAGAGCAGCUGAGCUCAGCAGGGAGCAGAAUGAGAAAACCAUCCGGAGCACACAGACUGCGCUCCGCAAUUUCCGGGAGUUCCUCAUCUCCAAGUACCCUUCCGAAACCAGAGAGAUCUAUGUCAUACCUUGCAAGGAGCUAGAUGCCUACCUUGCCUCCUUCUUCGUGGAUGCCAGGCAGAAGGAUGGGUCUGAGUAUGAACCCAACAGCUUGGCGAAUUACCAGUGUGGGCUGGAACGGUACCUGAAAGAGCACAGGUAUGGCUACAGCAUCACCAGAGAUAAGGAGUUCAAGCGGUCCCAGGAAGCCCUCAAACAGAAGCAGAUUGAGCUCCGCUGCAAAGGAAAGGGAAACAAGCCUCACAAGUCCAUGAAACUCACGUUUGCCGACGAGCUCAUAUUGCGGAAGAGGGGACUGCUGAGCAGGUAUAACCCCGAGGGUCUGCUCAAUCUUGUCUGGCUCAACAAUACAAAAGCCUUUGGGCAUUGCACAGGUUUCCAUGGAUCCACCUUGAAAUGGGGCGAUAUCCGGCUCCGCAUCACAGAAACUGGACUCGAGUAUUUGGAAUGGAUGGGUCAGGACACCGGUGAUCUAAAUGCCAAAACCAAGAGAGGAGGGACAGACUCACGAGUUUAUGCCACCCAGCAUGCCCCACAGACCUGCCCGGUGCAGGACUAUAAGGAGUACGCCCAGCGGCGGCCCCCUGCGAUGCGCUAUGAGGAUGCCCCCUUCUACUUGUCUAUCAAGCCAGUUGUGAACUUGGCAGCUCUGCACUGGUACAAUUGCCAGGCUCUUGGCAAGAACAAGCUAGCCAAGAUGGUGAAGACCAUGUGCGAGAAGGGCAACAUCCCCGGCAGGAAAACCAACUUCAGUGUCUACCAGAGCUGUAGCACCUUGUCCGAGGCCCAGAGCAACCAGCUGGUGCUCAUCUGCAACAACUUGAGCCAGCAGGCUGCCCAAUCGGUGGCUGGCCACUCCACCAACGGCAAUUUCAUUGUCUCCUCUUAUGACUCUUCCUCAGACACAGCUUGACCAGGUGGCUUGCUCAAGACCUCACUUCACUUGGGUGUCCGUGUCCCAUGAGACCAUCAUUGUAUACGGCAUUCUGUCGUCUCUCACGUGCCCUCAGUGUUAACUUUACAAAAUGCAAAUCUAUAUUUUUUCUUUUUACAGAUAAGCCAAUGGCAAUAGUUUGGUUCACUAACAGUAUUUAUAGGCUUGAGACAAAUAACUGUGCUUGUGGUUGAUUUCAUAUAAUUGCUGUUACAGACUUGGCAAAACCAUCGUGGUUCCCAGGCAACAGUAGAGGAAGAAUCCCGUUCUUAAAGACAGUCAGAAAGGAAACCGAGAGUCAUUCAACACUCUGUUCUCACCCCUUGUCCUUGCCUCCUUCUGCUUUUAAUCUCCUUCAUAGAUGAAUUUAUUUUUUUAAUUUUUAAAAAUUCUUUAUGAAUCUGACGCAGAAUGUUGCUGAGCCAGAGCAGAUCCUGAAAAGGGGUAUCAUAAGCUCAACACCAAGCUAUUUACAUACAUUUUUAGUAUAGAGUUUUAGCUCCUGAAUCUCCUUUCCACCAUAUAUGGAAAUCCCAAUGCUUAAAGUAUUUUUCUUUGGGGGGGGGUGGAAGGAGAAUUAAAGGUGCCAUUCUUUUUUUGCAAGAUGUCUCAUUUUUAAAUAAUAUGCAAAGUCUGAUACUGGGGGAUGGAAGGAGACAGUUACAUAGGCCAUUUUUAGUGGUGUGAUUGGACCUGCAUAAAAUUUUCUUUUUCCCUAAGUCAGUGUAAAUGAGUUUGAUCAUCAGAUAUACAUGAAAUUUUAAACUUUCAAUAAUUUUGAAAAUAUUUCCAAGUGUUAGAUUGUAUAUCAGCAUAAAAGAGAAGGUAGAAAAUGAGGCCCCACUAACCAUGUGGCUGCAUUGCUGGAGACAACCUGCAGUUCUCUGUUCCAGUUCCUCAGCAUUACAGCCAGCUCUUCUCCCUAAGGGAGCCGACACCCAUUUUCAAUCACAGUAUUUUGUUACCAGGCUUAGCAGAAUUCAAGGCAUUCUUGAGUUUUCUCAACUAAUAGAAGUGUAUUUAUCUGUGGUAUUCUGUAGGUAGAAUAAUUUUGUGGUGUUUGCUCCAGUCUUUGUUUUCAGGUCUUGAAAACUAGUAAAUUAUUAGUUAAAACAGGUCAGAAUUCAAAUGAAUUUAGACAUUUGAGCCACAAUAUGACUGAGUUGGGUUCCUUCCCAUCCUGUGCAAACAGUAAUAACUAAGAACUAAAAACCAUCAUUGCUUUGUUACAACCAAGCACCCUGUUGGGGAGGGGUUUAUUCUUCAAUCCAGCCUUAUAACUCACAUUAACUUGGAAGGUAGGUCGUAUUUUAUUAUCGUCUGAUACAAAAGGAGAAACAUUUUUAUCAGGGAGCCAAGCUUUCCCAUGGCUAGGUGGCUCUUUGCAUCAAUACAUAGGAGGCACAUAGGCCUUUCUUCUAGGCUGUGAUCUGUAGUGUAGAAGUGGCCAGUCUGCUGGGGCGUUGGUGGGUAGAAGGAACAUCAUGAGCUUGUCCUUCCGAGAGAAGCAUUGUUAAGAAAAGAUGUAAAUAUUUCUAUAUAAGUAUUAUCUAAAUCCUCUCAGCAACCUAAAAAAGAAAAUCAAGUUAUCCUCAUUUUAUGGUGAAAUAAUAAGUCAGUUAGAUGAAGAAAGAGUCUGUCUUCUCACCGCAGGCUUUUUGUAUGAGCUAGUUGUUGGUUUGGAUGGUUUGAGCUAGGAAUGGGAACAGCAUCUUUCUAUUGCCCACGGCUCUCUAUCUGGUUUAAAGGAUUGCUGGGAUGUUUUCAUGGUUGCACAGUAUCCUCUACCCCACAUCCCCAUUGCUUCUGCUUAAACACACAGCUGCUUUCUCCCAGUGCCUCUGCAAACCCACCCCACUCUUGGAGGCAGACCCAGCCUAAAGGAACUUUUUUAAAGGUUGUUUGUUUUUAUGUGGCAUACCUGUCAUUUUUUUAUCAUCAUAAUUUUUAGGUCCUCAGUCAUAUUGGAAACAGAGUUGAUUUUGGGAAAAGAAAAGAAAAGCCUGCCACUGCACUGCACUGAGAUCACAGAACUAGGGAACUCUGCAUCCCUGCUGGUGUUCUGGAGUACUGACACAGAACUAGGGAACUCUGCA